UCUCUGUCAAUUUUGAUAUCUGCAGAGAUCAUAGAGAGAUGCAGAAGCCACAGGGUGAGUCGGUUAGUGGCGUCCACACUGAAAGUGAGACCACUGGGAAGGUCAUCACUUGCAAAGCUGCUGUUGUGCUGGGUCCGGGACAGCCCUUUGUCAUAGAGGAAAUUCAAGUUGAUCCCCCUCAGAAAAUGGAGGUUCGAGUCAAGAUCCUCUAUACUUCAAUCUGCCACACUGAUCUCAGCUAUUGGAAGGGCGAGAGCGAAGCUUACCGAGUGUAUCCUCGGAUUUUAGGCCAUGAAGCUGCCGGAAUUGUUGAGAGUGUGGGAGAGGGUGUUGUGGACAUGAGGAAAGGUGACCAUGUAAUUCCAAUCUUUAAUGGGGAGUGUGGGGACUGCGUCUACUGCAAGUGCGACAAAACUAAUCUCUGUGAGAGGUUUAGGGUACAUCCGCUGAGGAGCGUGAUGGUGAACGACGGCAACUGUAGGUUUUCCACCAAAGAUGGGAAACCCAUCUUCCAUUUUCUCAACACUUCAACUUUCACCGAGUACACCGUCCUUCACUCCGCCUGCGUCGUCAAGAUCGACUCCAAGGCUCCUCUCAAGAAGAUGAUCUUGCUCAGCUGUGGCGUCUCUUCUGGGCUUGGAGCUGCAUGGAACACUGCCAAGGUGCAAGCAGGGUCGAGUGUGGCGAUUUUCGGGCUGGGUUCAGUUGGUCUUGCUGCUGCUGAAGGAGCAAGGACCAGAGGAGCUUCAAAAAUAAUAGGAGUUGAUAUCAACCCAAACAAAUUUAUCAAAGGAAAAGCAAUGGGGCUCACUGAUUUCAUCAACCCAAAUGAUUCAAAGAACCCUGUGCAUGAGAUAAUCCAGGAAAUGACAGGAGGAGGAGUAGACUACAGCUUUGAAUGUGCAGGCAAUUUGGACGUUCUGAGGGAGGCCUUCUUGUCCACCCAUGAGGGAUGGGGUAUGACAGUUCUUCUGGGAAUUCAUCCAACUCCGAGGAUGCUCCCUAUCCAUCCUAUGGAAUUGUUUGAUGGUCGGAGGAUUAUAGGAUCAGUGUUCGGAGACUUCAAAGGGAAGACCCAGCUUCCUCAUUUUGCCCAACAAUGCAUGCGCGGGGUGGUGAAUUUGGACGAGUUCAUCACUCAUGAGCUUCCAUUUGAGAAGAUAAAUGAAGCAUUUCAGCUGCUUGCUGAUGGGAAAUCCUUGAGAUGCGUUCUACACCUUUGAGCUGUACCAUGCGGGCAUUGAUCAGUACCCAACUGCAUAUGCAAAUAAACACUGAUAUACGGCGUGGAAUAAAAAAUGGGUGGUGAUAUUGGACUCUUACUCUUGCGUGGAAUAAAGAAAAAUCACAAUUUCUUA
This is a messenger RNA of Vitis vinifera (wine grape), 1358 nucleotides long. RefSeq names its product alcohol dehydrogenase-like 3. Lineage: Eukaryota; Viridiplantae; Streptophyta; Magnoliopsida; Vitales; Vitaceae. Gene Ontology annotation, cellular component: cytosol. Gene Ontology annotation, molecular function: S-(hydroxymethyl)glutathione dehydrogenase [NAD(P)+] activity; zinc ion binding. The record is from RefSeq and is a predicted model, not a curated record. Gene Ontology annotation, biological process: formaldehyde catabolic process. The transcript has 10 exons. The coding region runs from base 39 to 1223 and encodes 394 amino acids.